CACACACACUCACACACACACUCACACACGUGUGCGCUCCUCCGCUCCGGAGCUGCUGCUGCUGCUGCUGCGCUCAGCGCCGCAGUGGAAGGCAGGGCUGAACCGCUCCUUCUUUAAAUAUAUAAAUUACAGCCUGGGCCAGCCUCGGCGGCCCCCCUUCCAGCGCUCCCGGCGCCCCUCCCGUCAGUUCGCCAGCUGCCAGCCCCGGGACCUUUUCAUCUCUUCCCUUUUGGCUGGAGGAGCCGAGUUCAGAUCCGCCACUCCGCACCCGAAACUGACACACUGAACUCCGUUUCUUCCUCUUAAAUUUAUUUCUGCCUAAUAGCCACUCGUCUCUUUUUUCCCCCCCAUCUCGUCGCUCCAAGAAAACUUUUUCUUACUCCCCAAAGUUAGGGUUCCCCCUGGCCAUCGUGUAUUAAUAUUUCCCCUUUUGGAACGACUUGUAUUUUCUUUUUAAAGGAAUUCAAGCAAGAUAGCUUUUCUAUUGGACAUUGACUCUCGACUGUUUGCAAAAGUUUCGCAUUAAAAAAAAAAAAAACCUACCUGAUCUGAACUUUGAGAGUUAUUGGUUUCUUUUUUUCCUACUUUUUAAAUUUUUUUUGUUUUUUUUUAACUUUUUCCACCUUUAAAAAAAAAUGCACUACUGUGUGCUGAGCGCUUUUCUGCUCCUGCAUUUGGUCGCGGUGGCGCUCAGCCUGUCUACCUGCAGCACGCUCGAUAUGGACCAGUUCAUGCGCAAGAGGAUCGAGGCCAUCCGCGGGCAGAUCCUGAGCAAGCUGAAGCUCACCAGCCCCCCAGAAGACUAUCCCGAACCGGAGGAAGUCCCCCCGGAGGUGAUUUCCAUCUACAACAGCACCAGGGACUUGCUCCAGGAGAAGGCGAGCCGGAGGGCGGCCGCCUGCGAGCGCGAGAGGAGCGACGAGGAGUACUACGCCAAGGAGGUUUACAAAAUAGACAUGCCGCCCUUCUUCCCCUCGGAAACUGUCUGCCCAGUUGUUACAACACCUUCUGGCUCAGUGGGCAGCUUGUGCUCCAGACAGUCCCAGGUGCUCUGUGGGUACCUUGAUGCCAUCCCGCCUACUUUCUACAGACCCUACUUCAGAAUUGUCCGAUUUGACGUCUCAGCGAUGGAGAAGAAUGCUUCCAAUUUGGUGAAAGCAGAGUUCAGAGUCUUUCGUUUACAGAACCCCAAAGCCAGAGUGCCCGAACAACGGAUUGAAUUGUAUCAGAUUCUCAAAUCCAAAGAUUUAACAUCUCCAACCCAGCGUUACAUCGACAGCAAAGUGGUGAAAACAAGAGCAGAAGGCGAAUGGCUCUCCUUUGACGUCACUGACGCUGUUCAUGAAUGGCUCCACCAUAAAGACAGGAACCUGGGAUUUAAAAUAAGUUUACACUGUCCUUGCUGCACCUUUGUACCGUCUAAUAAUUACAUCAUCCCCAACAAAAGCGAAGAACUAGAAGCAAGAUUCGCAGGUAUUGAUGGCACCUCCACAUAUACCAGUGGUGAUCAGAAAACUAUAAAGUCCACUAGGAAAAAAAACAGUGGGAAGACCCCACAUCUCCUGCUAAUGUUGUUGCCCUCCUACAGACUUGAGUCACAACAGUCCAACCGGCGGAAGAAGCGUGCUCUGGACGCAGCCUAUUGCUUUAGAAAUGUGCAGGAUAAUUGCUGCCUACGUCCACUUUACAUUGAUUUCAAGAGGGAUCUUGGGUGGAAAUGGAUACAUGAACCUAAAGGGUACAAUGCCAACUUCUGUGCUGGAGCAUGCCCAUAUUUAUGGAGUUCAGACACUCAGCACAGUAGGGUUCUCAGCUUAUAUAAUACCAUAAACCCAGAAGCAUCUGCUUCUCCUUGCUGUGUGUCGCAGGAUUUAGAACCGCUGACCAUUCUCUACUACAUAGGCAAAACACCCAAGAUCGAACAGCUUUCUAAUAUGAUCGUCAAGUCUUGCAAAUGCAGCUAAGAUUCUUGGAAAAGUGGCCAGAUGAUAAUCACACGGUGUUGAUGAUGAUAACGACGACGACAAUGACAAUGUUUGUAACAAGAAAACAUAAGAGAGCCUUGCUUCAUCAGUGUUAAAAAAAAAAAAUUGAAAAAGCGGUACUAGUUCAAACACUUUGGAAGUUUGUGUUCCGUUUGUUAAAACUGGCAUCUGAAACAAAAAAAGUUGAAGGCUUUAUUCUACGUUUCACCUACUCUGUAAGUGAGAGAGACAAGAAGCAAAACCUUUUUUUUUUUUAAGAAAAAAAAAUAAACACUGGAAGAAUUUGUUAGUGUUAAUUAUGUGAAAGAAAAAAAAAACAAAACAGGAAAAUCCCAUUAAGUGGAGUUGCUGUACAUACUGUUUCUAUCCCGUGCCUCACCUGAUUUUUCUGUAUUGCUAUGCAAUAGGCGCCCUUUCCAGUCUUACUCCUAGAGUUAACAGUGAGUUAUUUAUUGUGUGUUACUAUAUAAUGAACAUUUCAUUGCCCUUGGAAAAUAAAACAGGUGUAUAAAGUGGAGACCAAAUGCUUUGCCAGAAACUCAUGGAUGGCUUAAGGAACUUGAACUCAAACGAGCCAGAAAAAAAAAGGUCAUAUUCACGGGAUGCAAACCCAAGUGAGUUAUUAUAUGACCAAGCAAGUCUGCAUUGAGAUAAAGACCCUAAAAACACAUGCUUUGUACCAGCUGCCUAAGGAAGCUUCUUGUAAGGUUCAAAACUGAAAAGCCUGUUAAUAAAGAAAACUUUCAGUCAGAAUAA
Equus caballus (horse) is the source of this 2741-nucleotide messenger RNA. RefSeq names its product transforming growth factor beta 2 (gene TGFB2). Gene Ontology annotation, biological process: regulation of cell population proliferation; transforming growth factor beta receptor signaling pathway. NCBI's taxonomy places the organism in Eukaryota, Metazoa, Chordata, Mammalia, Perissodactyla, Equidae. The record is from RefSeq and is a predicted model, not a curated record. Gene Ontology annotation, cellular component: extracellular region. Gene Ontology annotation, molecular function: growth factor activity; cytokine activity; transforming growth factor beta receptor binding.